AUGCCUCCUAGUCAUCAUCUUUCACACCAUUCCUCUCAUUUCAAAUCGGGAAAUUUUCUGUCCACAAUUUCAAAAACGGAUGCACCUAAUUCAAUUUAUCACAAACCUAAUGUAUCUUCCUCAGGUGGUCGAAUCGGUCCAAUACAGUUACCAGCUAUUCAGACUAAUUCAAUCAAGCAAGAGCGCACAGCAAUCCAUCCUUUUAUAUUUACUAAUGACAAUAAUGUCACAAUAUUGGAUAUCGAGAAAUUGUCACAAUUAGUUAAUGAAUUUGCUGGUGAUUCACAAUCACCAAUGCAAUACGAUAAUAAUAACAGUAAUGAUUAUAACAAUAUUCCAAAAAACUUAAAGAAUGCCUGGUGA
Messenger RNA from Ambispora leptoticha, 363 nucleotides. The record is from the annotation of a GenBank genome assembly. Lineage: Eukaryota; Fungi; Glomeromycota; Glomeromycetes; Archaeosporales; Ambisporaceae.